AUGGAAUUGACUCGUCAGAAGGGCCGCACUGCAGAUUCUGAUACAGUUGGACAGCUACGAAGACUUGCAGACUCGAGCAUGCAAGGAGGGUCGGAUGGAUGCGCUCGUGGUGUUGUGGCAUCGAAUGUUGCAGGUGAAGAACAUCUGGUGAAAUCUAGUGAUGGAGGGGCGGCCAUUGGAGCCAGGAAGAAAUUUGGCUGCCAAGCUCACGCCAAGCGAUGCAGCUCAAGCUCCCCUGCUGAACAUCAUUUUCUCAACAACACCAAUGUUCCUUCAGUCUCCACACAUCUACAGCCUCACACUUUGGUAUCAUUCAUUAUGGCCUGUUCCAGUUGCUAGUGCAGUGGUACUGCCGAUAUACCAGCAAGCAACAGCUACCAUAAUCAAUAAACUUCCACGAGAUGAUUCAUCCUCACCCGAAGACGGUUGA
Molecule: messenger RNA, 430 nt
Organism: Hymenoscyphus albidus
Lineage: Eukaryota; Fungi; Ascomycota; Leotiomycetes; Helotiales; Helotiaceae
Source: the annotation of a GenBank genome assembly